UUCACUGGCAAUAUUGGAAGGCCAAAUGACUCUGAUGAAAGCCUUUCAGUCCAACGUUGAGGUGAGAUUGGACGCAAUACAAGGAGAUCUUGGUACAUUAACUAAGAGAGUUUCCAAUCUUGAAUCUCUUGUUACCACGCUGGAAAACAAGGUUGAAGAGCUCAUAGGCAGAACAACCGAAGUUUAUGGCAUCAUUAAUGAGCAGAGUUCUACAAUAAAAGACGGUAUUAUGGUCACCAUCAGGGGGCUUCACAUAUCCUGGAGUGACUGGUCUGCAUGGUCCGACUGUUCUCAGUCAUGUGACAGAGGCAGAAUAAGUAGACACAGGUUAUGUAAUGUACCUCCGCCUUUAACUGAUGGCAUUUGUAUUGGUGGCGAUACAGAAACAGAGGAGUGCGUCAUUCGCGAGUUUUGUCCAUUUGAUGGUCAAUGGGCUUUGUGGUCGACAUGGAGCACCUGUUCUGGGUCCUGUGGUGACGGCGUGGAGACCAGAAACCGAUCCUGCUCCGAUCCAGCUCCUGCUUAUGGUGGAAAGGUGUGCCCGGGACAUGACAUUGAAACAAACCCAUGCAACUUGCAGCAAAGUGUCAAAUAUGACUGCAGUGAUGUGUUAAAACUGGGCCUGUCACGCGGUUCGGGUGUGUACAGAAUCACGCCCUGGAACACGCACAAGGAAGUGGAUGUUUACUGCGAUAUGGACACCGAUGGUGGUGGGUGGACGGUGUUUCAAAGACGAUUCGAUGGGUCUAUUGAAUUCAACAGGAGUUUUGUGGAGUACGAGCAGGGUUUUGGCUCACUGGAUGGUGAAUUUUGGAUGGGUCUGGGUCUUCUUUACUCCAUAACAAGCCGAGCUAAGAUGACCUUACGUAUGGACAUGAAUUCAUCAAAAGGAACAACUGGAUUCGACGAGUACUCGGGUUUUUAUAUUUCUCCACCAGACCAAUACAACUUCAACGUUGAUAGGAGGAUCAACUCAGCAGGAAGUACGUUAAUUAUUGAAGUUGAUAGGAGGAUGUGGUAGACAGCUAGAUCAAAUACGUCUGGAUAGAUCAUUGUAAUGAUAUGCCCAUUAUUUGAUCUCAUUAAUACAUCUGUUAUCUCACUUCCAUUAUAAUGUAGUGUUAAUACAGUUGGAUAUUAUAGCGCAAAUUUGUAAACAUUUAAAUAUCUACUUGUUUAGUUGUUUAUAUUAUCACCAUAUUGUUAAUCAACACUCAAACCUCUUUCUAUUAUUGAUAUGAUACUGAUAUACAUUGUCCGGUUCCUAUCUCCUCUCUAACACCGGUGAUUAUGGUGAUAUCAACCACCAGCCAUUUUCAACAUACGAAAGGGACGUGGACUGUGCCCGAACCUGGGGAGGAGGCUGGUGGUACAAAAGAUGCACGUACAGUAGCCUGAAUGCACGGAACAAUCGCAGGUUUUAUUACUUUUCCUUCCAAGGGGGCAGAAGGUUGAAGACGUCAGCAAUUAUGCUACGAUUGAGUAGUUAAGAUUUAAUCGUAGUAUUUGAUGCAUUUCAUUUUGGUUUGCGAAUUCAUUCAAAGAGUGUUUCUGAAUUAUGAACUUGAUGCUAUGUUUUAAACACAAUCAUCUAGUUUAAGCAUUUAAGAUAAACAUACCUGCCUUUUCCUAACGCUAUGGAAUGUGCAAAUUGAUUUCUAACUCAAACAUGUUCGUGUUUUGUGAAGAUAGUGAUUCAAACAAUUUACAAGUCAUUUAGAAACUCUCUCAUAGACUGCAAAAGGCAACACGCGGGUAAAUUAUUUGAAUUAGUGUGGCCAAUACAUCCAGGUGAAGAAAUUUUGCAUCGUUUUUUUAUUAUAUUGGUAAUCUUGUUUUAGUAAUCAUUUAUCACAAUUCAUCGGCAGAAUGUUUUUAGGAUAUAGACAAUCUCGCUUUAUUCAAUACGAAAUAGUAAAUAAUUUUAUUAGAUAUCGUAUUGUAUGACCAGGAAGUGAGAUUCUAGUUACAGCAUUAAUACUUAUUUGCAAAUUUACAGCGCCAAAACACAGCCAUUUUUAACGAUAUAAUUUUUUUACGUUUCGUCACUCGCUUUGGAUAUUUAUUACACUAUUUAAUAUCAAAAAUAUAAUAUGAGUCUUUUUAAGGAAUGAAUUGCCGGAUUAAUGUCAUUAUCGGGGUAUAAACGCAGUUCGGCUGAUUAAAGUAUGUGAAGACCGAACAUGACAUAUGUUCACCAUUUCAUCACUUAUAUUAACACCAAUAGUUCAUUAUUUCUGUCAAGAACUGUAAAGUAAUACUUCUUAUUUAAAAAAGUGAUUAUUGCUCACCUAUUAUGUUAAUUGACCGUCUCGACCGCAACCGAAAACAGUUUAUCAUAUAACGUAACAAUAGCUUUCAAAAUAUCUUUUUAACGUCAAAAUUGAAACGCUAAUGACAACAAUGCAUAAAACAUUUAAUAACAAUAACAAGAUAAACAAUUUCUUACAUGUUGAUUUAAGUUCUUUUGUGGCCUGGUGGCCCAUUAAUAACAAUAACAAGAUAAACACUUCCUGACAUGUUGAUUUGAGUUGUUUUGUGGCCUGGUGGCCUAUUAAUAACAAUAACAAGAUAAACACUUUCUUACAUGUUGAUUUAAGUUGUUUUGUGGCAUGGUGGCCCAUUAAUAACAAUAACAAGAUAAACACUUCCUGACAUGUUGAUUUAAUUGUUUUGUGGUCUGGUGGUCCAUUAAUAACAAUAACAAGAUAAACACUUUCUUACAUGUUGAUUUAAUUGUUUUGUGGUCUGGUGACCCAUUAAUAACAAUAACAAGAUAAAAACUUCCUGACAUGUUGAUUUAGGUUGUUUUGUGGCCAGGUGGCCCAUUGAUAACAAUAACAAGAUAAACACUUUCUUACAUGUUGAUUUAAGUUGUUUUGUGGCCUGGUGGCCCAUUAAUAACAAUAACAAGAUAAACACUUCCUGACAUGUUGAUUUAAGUUGUUUUGUGGCCUGGUGGCCCAUUAAUAACAAUAACAAAAUAAA
Messenger RNA from Mya arenaria, 2988 nucleotides. Its product is annotated as semaphorin-5A-like. The coding region runs from base 26 to 1021 and encodes 331 amino acids. Lineage: Eukaryota; Metazoa; Mollusca; Bivalvia; Myida; Myidae. The transcript is spliced from 7 exons. The record is from RefSeq and is a predicted model, not a curated record.